AUUGGGCAGAUGCAAAACUUAAUUUUAUUCACAAAUCAAAUCUCGAUGGAACAAAUCGGACACGUUGUACUGGACUGACUGGAAUACACACUCCAUUUUGGCUUGCAACAAGUACACUGGCGAGGGUCUGCGUGAAAUCCAUUCUAACAUCUUCUCUCCCAUGGAUAUACAUGCCUUCAGCCAACAGAGGCAGCCAAAUGCUACAAAUCCAUGUGGAAUUGAUAAUGGUGGUUGUUCCCACUUGUGUUUGAUGUCUCCAGUCAAGCCUUUUUAUCAGUGUGCUUGCCCAACUGGGGUCAAACUCCUGGAGAAUGGAAAAACCUGCAAAGAUGGUGCCACUGAAUUAUUGCUUUUAGCCCGAAGGACCGACUUGAGACGCAUUUCUUUGGAUACACCAGACUUCACAGACAUUGUUCUACAGUUAGAAGAUAUCCGUCAUGCCAUUGCUAUAGAUUAUGAUCCUGUGGAAGGUUAUAUCUACUGGACUGAUGAUGAAGUGAGAGCCAUACGCCGCUCAUUCAUAGAUGGAUCUGGUAGUCAGUUUGUGGUCACCGCUCAGAUUGCACACCCUGAUGGUAUUGCUGUUGACUGGGUUGCCCGGAAUCUUUAUUGGACAGACACUGGCACUGAUCGGAUAGAAGUGACAAAGCUCAAUGGGACCAUGAGGAAGAUCUUGAUUUCAGAGGACUUAGAGGAACCCCGGGCUAUUGUGUUAGAUCCCAUGGUUGGGUACAUGUAUUGGACUGAUUGGGGAGAAAUCCCGAAAAUUGAGCGAGCAGCUCUGGAUGGUUCUGACCGAGUGGUGUUGGUUAACACUUCUCUUGGUUGGCCAAAUGGUCUAGCCUUGGAUUAUGAUGAAGGCAAAAUAUACUGGGGAGAUGCCAAAACAGACAAAAUUGAGGUGAUGAAUACCGAUGGCACUGGGAGACGAGUACUAGUGGAAGACAAAAUUCCUCACAUCUUCGGGUUUACUUUGUUGGGUGACUAUGUUUACUGGACUGACUGGCAGAGGCGGAGCAUUGAAAGAGUACACAAACGAAGUGCAGAGAGGGAAAUCAUCAUAGAUCAGCUCCCUGACCUCAUGGGCCUAAAGGCCACAAAUGUUCAUCGAAUCAUUGGUUCCAACCCCUGCGCUGAUGAAAAUGGGGGAUGUAGCCAUCUUUGCCUCUAUAGACCUCAGGGCCUUCGUUGUGCCUGUCCCAUUGGCUUUGAACUCAUCAGUGACAUGAAGACCUGCAUUGUCCCAGAGGCUUUCCUUUUGUUUUCUCGGAGAGCAGAUAUUAGGCGAAUUUCUUUGGAAACCAACAAUAAUAAUGUGGCCAUUCCACUCACUGGCGUCAAAGAAGCUUCUGCUUUGGAUUUUGAUGUAACAGACAACCGAAUUUACUGGACUGAUAUAUCACUCAAGACCAUCAGCAGAGCCUUUAUGAAUGGCAGUGCACUGGAACAUGUGGUAGAAUUUGGCUUAGAUUAUCCAGAAGGCAUGGCAGUAGAUUGGCUUGGGAAGAACUUGUACUGGGCAGACACAGGAACGAAUCGAAUUGAGGCAUCAAAGUUGGAUGGGCAGCACCGACAAGUUUUGGUGUGGAAAGACCUAGACAGUCCCAGAGCUCUUGCGUUGGACCCUGCUGAAGGAUUCAUGUAUUGGACUGAGUGGGGUGGAAAACCUAAGAUAGACAGAGCUGCCAUGGAUGGAAGUGAACGUACUACAUUAGUUCCGAAUGUGGGGCGUGCAAAUGGCCUAACUAUUGAUUAUGCUAAAAGGAGGCUCUACUGGACAGACCUGGACACCAAUUUAAUAGAAUCUUCAAAUAUGCUGGGACUCAACCGUGAAGUUAUAGCAGAUGACUUGCCUCAUCCUUUUGGCUUAACUCAGUACCAAGAUUACAUCUACUGGACGGACUGGAGCCGACGCAGCAUUGAGCGUGCCAACAAAACUAGUGGCCAAAACCGCACCAUCAUUCAGGGCCAUUUGGACUAUGUGAUGGACAUCCUCGUCUUUCACUCCUCUCGGCAGGCAGGGUGGAACGAGUGUGCUUCCAGCAAUGGGCACUGCUCCCACCUCUGCUUGGCUGUGCCAGUCGGAGGUUUUGUCUGUGGAUGUCCUGCCCACUACUCUCUCAAUGCUGACAACAGGACAUGUAGUGCUCCAACUACUUUCCUGCUCUUCAGUCAGAAGAGCGCCAUCAACCGCAUGGUAAUUGAUGAACAGCAGAGCCCCGACAUCAUCCUUCCUAUCCACAGCCUUCGGAAUGUCCGAGCCAUUGACUAUGACCCACUGGAUAAGCAACUAUAUUGGAUUGAUUCACGACAAAACAUGAUCCGGAAAGCACAAGAAGAUGGCAGCCAGGGCUUUACUGUGGUUGUGAGCUCAGUUCUGAAUCUAGAAAUACAACCCUAUGACCUCAGUAUUGAUAUCUAUAGCCGCUACAUCUACUGGACUUGUGAGGCCACCAACGUCAUUACUGUCACCAGAUUAGAUGGGAGAUCAAUUGGAGUAGUGCUGAAAGGCGAGCAAGACAGACCUCGAGCCAUUGUGGUAAACCCAGAGAAAGGGUAUAUGUAUUUUACCAAUCUUCAGGAAAGGUCUCCGAAAAUUGAACGAGCUGCUUUGGAUGGAACAGAACGGGAGGUUCUCUUUUUCAGUGGCUUAAGUAAACCGAUUGCGUUGGCCCUUGAUAGCAGAUUGGGCAAGCUCUUCUGGGCUGAUUCAGAUCUCCGGCGAAUUGAAAGCAGUGAUCUCUCAGGUGCCAACCGGAUAGUAUUGGAAGACUCGAAUAUCUUGCAGCCUGUGGGACUAACUGUGUUUGAAAAUUGGCUCUAUUGGAUUGAUAAGCAGCAGCAAAUGAUUGAAAAAAUUGAUAUGACAGGUCGAGAGGGUAGAACCAAAGUCCAGGCUCGAAUAGCCCAACUUAGUGACAUUCAUGCUGUAAAGGAGCUGAACCUUCAGGAAUAUAGACAGCACCCUUGUGCUCAGGAUAAUGGUGGCUGUUCACAUAUUUGUCUUGUAAAAGGAGAUGGUACUACAAGGUGCUCUUGCCCCAUGCACUUGGUUCUGCUUCAAGAUGAGCUGUCAUGUGGAGAACCCCCAACAUGUUCUCCUCAGCAGUUUACUUGUUUCACGGGAGAAAUUGACUGUAUCCCUGUGGCUUGGCGGUGCGAUGGGUUUACUGAGUGUGAAGACCACAGUGAUGAGCUCAAUUGUCCUGUAUGCUCAGAGUCCCAGUUCCAGUGUGCCAGUGGGCAGUGUAUUGAUGGUGCCCUCAGAUGCAAUGGAGAUGCAAACUGCCAGGAUAAAUCAGAUGAGAAGAACUGUGAAGUGCUUUGUUUAAUUGAUCAAUUCCGCUGUGCCAAUGGUCAGUGCAUUGGAAAACAUAAGAAAUGUGAUCAUAAUGUGGACUGCAGUGACAAAUCAGACGAAGUGGAUUGUUAUCCAACUGAGGAGCCAGCACCACAGGCCACCAAUACAGUUGGUUCAGUUAUUGGAGUAAUUGUCACUAUUUUCGUGUCUGGAACCAUAUACUUUAUUUGCCAGAGAAUGUUGUGUCCACGUAUGAAGGGAGAUGGAGAAACCAUGACUAAUGACUAUGUAGUUCAUGGACCAGCUUCUGUGCCCCUUGGUUAUGUGCCACACCCAAGCUCUUUGUCAGGAUCUCUUCCAGGAAUGUCUCGAGGUAAAUCCAUGAUCAGCUCCCUCAGCAUCAUGGGGGGAAGCAGUGGACCCCCCUAUGACCGAGCUCACGUCACAGGAGCAUCAUCAAGUAGUUCUUCAAGCACCAAAGGCACUUAUUUCCCUGCAAUUUUGAAUCCUCCACCAUCUCCAGCCACGGAGCGAUCGCAUUACACUAUGGAAUUUGGUUAUUCUUCCAACAGUCCUUCCACUCAUAGGUCCUACAGCUACAGGCCAUACAGUUACCGGCACUUUGCACCCCCCACCACACCCUGCAGCACAGAUGUUUGUGACAGUGACUAUGCUCCCAGCCGGAGAAUGACCUCAGUGGCAACAGCCAAGGGCUACACUAGUGACUUGAACUAUGACUCAGAGCCUGUGCCCCCACCUCCCACACCCCGAAGCCAAUACUUGUCAGCAGAAGAGAACUAUGAAAGCUGCCCACCUUCUCCUUACACAGAGAGGAGCUACUCUCAUCACCUCUACCCUCCACCACCCUCUCCCUGUACAGACUCCUCCUGAGGAGGGGCCCUCCUCCUCUGACUGCCUCCAACGCAAACGUGUACAUACAGAUUUGGUUGAGAUCUGGAGGGGGGGAGGGAGAUACUAGAGAAGGAUGAGGCAGACCAUGUACAGUUAAAAAUUAUAAAUGGGGUAGGGAAUACUGGAGAUAUUUGUACAGAAGAAAAGGAUAUUUAUAUAUUUUCUUAAAACAGCAGAUAUGCUGCUUGUGCCAUAAAAAUUUGUAUAAAAAUAAAUUUGUACUAAAAAUUUUAUUUUUGCAAACGAAAUACACAAAGCAUGCCUUAAACCCAGUGAAGUGACUGAGUACAGAGGAAAUAGGAAAAAUAAAGGCAUCAGUGACCAGGAAUGCCUGGGCUUUAUUGAUACCAAAAAUAAAAGAAGAAGGAGAAGAAAAAUUUAAGUCCAUCUCAGAGCAGCAAACCAUAGAUGCUUGGAAGUAGCCAAAUAACCUUCAUGUUAACUAACAUUUGAGGGCCAACAAAUUUAAGAAAUCAUGAAAGAGAAAAAGGAAUUAAUACUAACUUUGGACAUAGGGUUUUGGAAAUCCAGCAAUUUUAGUGAGGGAAAUAGAUAUUUAUAAAAACCCAUUCUGGGUGUUGCUGUGUAGGAAAGAUCAGCUGUCUGGUAAGAGCCCGCGGGGCCACGUGUGCGGGUCUCUGUCCCUACCUUCGAGUCCACACGCCUCCUUCAGAACUUUCUUCUCCAGGUGUUUUCACCUCGCUUGCUCCCCCGGCAGCUUUGUAGGCCGUUUUGCCAAGAUACCAUGAUUUAUUCAAAGCUUUUUAUCUUAGGAUUGAUUAAAUGGAAUUUCUAAAUUAAGAUUUUAUUUUAAUAUUUAUACUAGCUCCAUUCUCCUGUAUGCGUAACUCUUCAAUUUGACUGCUGUUUUUGCAUAAUGAUCAAAGGUUAGACAUAUUAUUGCUCCUCUUUACUUCUAAGAUUGUUUUAAUGCUCCUUAAACUGCCUUUUUACAACACAUGUAGACAGUGUUUAAGAAUUACAAAUUUAACCAUUAUGUUUUUGUUGUAAAUGGAUCAUAUAUCCUUGCAGUACUUUCAGCAUGUAAUAUCACAGUAUAAAAUCAUUUUUAUAUAUAUUUUUCCUACUAAAAUAUUUAAAUAUGUUCUGGUUAGAGACAAUCUGUGUAAAAGGAGAAUGUUUUGUCAUCAUUAGGUUUUCCCUUUGGUAACUGUUUGUGACAUGUUCAUGUUCUUUAGGCCAAUUUUUCUCAGAAUGAUGUCUACAUACAUACCUCUUCUAACGUGUGACAUAAGUUUAAUAUCUUUCUGUUACCUAAUGUGAAUGUUAGAUUUUUUUUCAAAUUAUCCACAGAUUAUUCUUUUAAUCACCUCUUAUAUAUAUAUAUUUAUGUGUGUUCUCUCUCAUCCCAUUAUGGAUUAAGGUGAUUUAACAAAUUUAACAAUACAGAUUAAAUGAGAAGGCAAACUUAACUUCUCAGCUGUCAGAACUCGGGUGGAGGGGAAUAAUGGAAGGCUCCUUUGUAAUCUGCCUGCCCUGCAUGGUACUGGGCUGCUGCCUUCAGCUAUUAGGGCUGACCUGUGGAACAUUCUAGCACUGCUCUGCCUCCUUGCCAGAGUUAGUUUCCUGCUUUUCACAUGUUUCCAGCAUUUCUCUGCUAAAAUUGAAUGUGUUUUUAAACUAAUAUAUUUUUUACCUUAACAGAUGUUGGUCAGUUACUUAUUGAAUGGUUUUUUAAAAAUUCUGUCUUGCUGAGGCCUCUCUGGGUUUCAAGGCCCAAGAAGGAACAAUGGAAGAAAGGAUUCGGAAUAUUGGGAAGGGUGAUAUUUUAAGCAAUUAAAAAAUACCUAUGUAAAAGUUUUAGAGAAAGAAAUGUGGUUUCAGAAUAAUGCUUAGCUUGUUGGGGACACCAAGAAUCCAGUGCACUUGGUUCUGCACAUGAAUAAAUGGUGAUCCAGCAGUGUCUUGCAUUUCAGUCACACAAGCGGUAACUUCCUGUUGAUGGAACGAAGUGCUCACUGCCUAACAGAAUGGACACGAAGUUGCGUUCUGUGACACACACGGGCACCUGAUGCUUAAAUGAAGAUGGAAAGGUUAGCAAUAACUGGGUAUCAAUUAGAAUUUGAGAAUUCUAUAUGUUUACAUUUUUUUAAUGUGCAUCUUUAUCUGGUGGGCUUCCCAUGUGGACACUUGCACUAUAAUGACCUAAGAAGAAUAUUGCCUUGUUGUAUCUCAGUCCAAGUGCUUGCACUGCAUUGGCAAUGGCCUCUUCUUGCAAAAUGCUGAUUUGUGUGCCAAUUUGAAAUUAUUUGAAGGCAGUUCAGCUUAAUCUCAGAAUCCUCUUUCUGGGGUGGUUGAGGUGGAUUUUUAGUAUUUUGGGGAGUACCUUUAAAAUGAGAGCAUUGUCAGAAUUCAGGAAAGAGUCAUUGGCCCUUGGGUUACAUGGACAGUUAAGCUUAAGUAAACUAUCAUUUUUUUCAAAAAAUAUUUUUUCU
Molecule: messenger RNA, 6669 nt
Organism: Molossus molossus (Pallas's mastiff bat)
Lineage: Eukaryota; Metazoa; Chordata; Mammalia; Chiroptera; Molossidae
Gene: LRP6
Product: LDL receptor related protein 6
Exons: 21
Coding region: 161-4192 (1343 amino acids)
Molecular function (GO): protein binding
Source: RefSeq, a predicted model, not a curated record